AUGAAGAGUAGUAAUAAUAUACCAAUAGAAUUUAAUUGUGAAAAUUUUGGAUUAAAAAAUUUUCCAGUAGUUGGUUAUCCACUUAAUGUAUAUAAAGGAAAUUUUAAAAAUCCAAUUUAUAAAAGAGAUAUUAGGAGACAAUUCCAAUCCAAUCCAAUUAUUGUAAAAAAAUGUUCUAGUCCUACAUUUUUCAAAGUUCCAAGAUAUAGAUUAAAUUAUGCUCAUAAAAAAGUUCCUGUUCCUGUUUUUCAUAAGAUUCCAAAGAUUGUCGAAAUUCCAGAAAUUAGAGAAAUAACUAAAUUUGUAGAUUCUGUAAAAGUUGUUGACGUUCCAGUGGAACAAGUUAGAAUUAUUCCCAAAUUAAAAAUAAGGGAAAUUGAAAAAGUUAGACAUGUUCCAGGUCCAGUGGAGUAUAUAGAUAUUCCACAAGAGCAUAUUGUCCAUAAACCAUAUACAGAAGUAGUGGAAAAAAUUUACGAAAUACCUGAAAUUGAAGAUAUUGAAAUCGAGGUACCAAUUUAUGUACCAACACCAAUUGGCCCUCCAAAGGAUAUCCAUAUAAAUAUCCCUUUACCUUAUGAUGUUCCACAAUUUUGCUUUAAACCAGAUAAAAGUAUACCUCCCACAAUUUCCUUUCCUGAAUUUCACAAUAUGAAUAAUAUUCCUAAUAUUUAUUUUCAAAACGAGAGAUUUAGGGAAAAUUCACCAAAAGUAGAUAUUUCCAGAAAGCAUAAAAAAGUUAUGUAUUCAUCACCACCAAUAGAAUAUAGUAUUAAAAAUAAAAAAAUAAAUGAAAACAAUGCAAAUGAAAACUUUUAUAAUUAUAAUCAACAAAAUUUCGAUAAAAUUCCCAAAGAAAAUAUAUAUUACAAUAAAUAUAAUAUUAAUUACGACAAUAUUAGUAAUACUCAAUAUAUACCAGAAAAAAAUAAUAAUGACAGUUCACCUAAUCAAAACGAAAAAUAUUAUUAUUCCUAUUCAUCAUAUAAUAAAUAUGAUGAAAAUAACACAGAAAAAAAUAUUCAUAACGAUAAUUAUAAUAAAAUAGAUUAUUCUAAUAAUUAUGAAAACAACAAAAAUUAUAUAUAUGAUGAAUAUGAAGAUAAGAAUGGUUACGAUAAAAAUAUUAUAGCAGAACUUAUAGUACAAAAGAAGAAAAUUUUGCAUAAUUAA
This is a messenger RNA of Plasmodium gallinaceum, 1173 nucleotides long. It is a transcript of the gene IMC1l, whose product is annotated as inner membrane complex protein 1l, putative. The record is from RefSeq and is a predicted model, not a curated record. The coding region runs from base 1 to 1173 and encodes 390 amino acids. NCBI's taxonomy places the organism in Eukaryota, Apicomplexa, Aconoidasida, Haemosporida, Plasmodiidae. The transcript has a single exon.